This is a messenger RNA of Oryzias melastigma (Indian medaka), 1979 nucleotides long. It is a transcript of the gene rab8a, whose product is annotated as RAB8A, member RAS oncogene family. The record is from RefSeq and is a predicted model, not a curated record. The transcript is spliced from 8 exons. Bases 21 to 740 code for a protein of 239 amino acids. Lineage: Eukaryota; Metazoa; Chordata; Actinopteri; Beloniformes; Adrianichthyidae. Gene Ontology annotation, cellular component: plasma membrane; endosome; dendritic spine. Gene Ontology annotation, biological process: neurotransmitter receptor transport to postsynaptic membrane; Golgi vesicle fusion to target membrane; protein secretion. Gene Ontology annotation, molecular function: GTP binding; GTPase activity.
GCUGUAACGGUUAAAGGCGGAUGUGGCUGCAGGUGAAUUCCGGGCCAGCAGGGGGCGACAUCUCCAUAUUUAACGCCUUCCGUCAUUACCGGGCGGGAUUUCCGCAGUCAAUAUCAAGUAUGGCGAAAACAUACGACUAUUUGUUUAAAUUACUGCUGAUCGGAGACUCCGGAGUCGGAAAGACCUGUAUCCUGUUCAGGUUUUCAGAGGAUGCGUUUAAUUCCACCUUUAUAUCAACAAUAGGUAUUGAUUUCAAGAUUAGGACGAUAGAGCUCGACGGCAAAAAGAUAAAGUUACAGAUAUGGGACACAGCCGGUCAGGAACGCUUCCGAACCAUCACCACGGCGUACUACCGAGGAGCCAUGGGCAUCAUGCUCGUCUACGACAUCACAAACGAGAAGUCUUUCGAUAACAUAAAGAACUGGAUCAGAAACAUUGAAGAACAUGCGUCGUCCGACGUGGAGAAGAUGGUUCUCGGCAACAAGUGUGACAUCAACGACAAGAGGCAGGUGACCAAAAUGGGAGGAGAAAAGCUUGCGUUGGAGUAUGGAAUCAAGUUUAUGGAAACUAGUGCAAAAUCCAACAUUAAUGUUGAAAACGCGUUUUUGACGUUAGCCAGAGACAUCAAAACAAAAAUGGACACAAAAUUGGAGGGAAACGCCCCCCAGGGAAGCAGUCACGGCGUGAAGAUCUCGGAGCCUCAGAAAAAGAGCAGCUUCUUCCGCUGCAGUCUCCUCUGAGAAGCGGACUCCGGUUCUGGACUUGUACGGACGUGCUGCUCUCAGCACCUCCUUCCUGUCUCCUCUUCCACGGCCUUCUCCUCAGACGGAGAGGACGUCCGUCCUUCAGAGCUUCCAAGAGUCUUUCUUCCGUCCAGGAGUCGGGACGUCUUCGUGGAUCAGAGCCGGCGAAGGACUCGGCUGAAACUGCCAUCUGUUACUCCUCAGAGUUAAGUUUGCACAACCGAGGACGAACCUGUAAAUUAUUGUAACAGUUUUGAAUACAAAAGAAUAUUUACUUCAGUUUCAAAGUGUUUCUUCUUUCAUACGAGCACUGUAACAGAGACUGGUGGGCUGCCACACUUCCUCUGCUGAGACUCGGUUCUGCUAGAGCGUUUUUAAGUCAGCUGUUAACUUUGUGUUCAUAUAAAGCGCCGUUUCCUCUUCCACGCCCAGCCACGCCCCCCUGCACUAACAGAACCAGAGAGCAGUUCUGCAAUAGAGCCCGGUGAACUGCAGCGUCUCUGGGCAGAACUUUAGCCUUCCGUUUCCCGCGCUGUUCUGGAAAACGGGAACAUUUGCUGAUGCUUUUCAAGCCUGUGAGGUUCCUGACGGACCGCCACUGACGCCGCACAGGCUCCUCCCUCCGCCUUCCAUGCAGCUUCCUGUGCACUUUAGCAGUAAAAGCGUUUGUGUGUAGUUUGGUCUUUGAAGCUUUGGAAAUAAACGACAUUUGAUGUCGAUUUUCUAAGUGAGCCGCUCCGUUUCAUCAUCAGUGACUCUGCCGUGUCACAUGACCAAACUGAUGACUGUAAACAUGAUGCAGUACAGAAGCAUAAGGACUGACGUUCACGUCUGAGAAGCUUCAGAGGAGCAAACUGUAACUCCAGUGAAGCUUCAGUGUUUUUCUUCCGUCUUUAAGAACAAAAGUUUCAUUAAAGUGUUGUGUGUCGGUUUGUGUUCACUCUCCACCUGUUGUGCGAUUGCUGAGACGUGUGUUUGUUUUCUGUACUUCCACGCGCUUGCAGCCCUGAAUGUUUGUUUUUUUAAGGGGGGACGCUGCACCACGAGGUCGGGUUCCCCUCACGAGUCAAACUGCAGCUUUAAGACCCAUUUCCAGCUUUCUUUCUCUUAGAUUCGUCAGUUCUCUUCAUUUCCAUCGUUAUCUCAGACUGAAUCGGAUCUUCUGAACUUUGAUCUUAACGUGAGGAGAAUUGACUCUGUAAAUAUGUGACCAAAUAAAGGUUUUGUCUAAUCUCA